Apaloderma vittatum (bar-tailed trogon) is the source of this 3480-nucleotide messenger RNA. RefSeq names its product zinc finger protein 804A (gene ZNF804A). The record is from RefSeq and is a predicted model, not a curated record. NCBI's taxonomy places the organism in Eukaryota, Metazoa, Chordata, Aves, Trogoniformes, Trogonidae. Gene Ontology annotation, cellular component: nucleus. The transcript has 3 exons. Bases 1 to 3480 code for a protein of 1159 amino acids.
AUGGAGAACUUCAGUGCUGGAGACCCAGUGAACCGUUUUGAUCAAGGUGAAAACCUGAGACUAAAGGAACUGAAACAGAGGGAGUUUGCUCGAAAUGUAGCAUCCAAGUCACGAAAAGAUGAAAGGAAACAGGAAAAAGCCCUUCAACGUUUGCACAAGCUAGCUGAGCUAAGGAAAGAGAGAACGUGUGCACCUGGAAGUGGCCCCAUGUUCAAAUCCACUACAGUGACUGUGCGAGACCAUCGCAAUGAUGUCCCACAAAGUGCUGCCGACAAUUCUGCCGGCAAACAGGAUUUCAGCUAUUCGUUAACGCAGGAUGCUCAGAAUUGUAAAGAUGUUGCUUCUGUUAAUUCUUCCACUCCCGGAAAUGGAUGUAGUAAUAAAUCUGAUGCUAGCAAAUGUGGAGAUCAGGUUCAAGGAGCUCAAGGACAUAGAGUUGGGUUCUCUUUUGCUUUUCCUAAGAAAGCAGCGGUCAAACUGGAGUCUUCAGCUGCCGUGUUCUAUGAAUAUAAUGACGAAACGUCUACAGAGCAUGGAUUUAGCCGAAGAAGUAGGUUUGUUCCAGGAGCGUGUAACCUUCAGUCUCCUUCAGCAGCAGAAAUAGUCCUGUGCCCUGAGGAGAAACAUAACUGUUUUCAUCCACAGCUGGAAAAAUGCAUAGACAUAGCAGAAGCUCCUGAAGCUCAGGAGUCAAAAGAGCUGGCCAGUGAAGAAAGCAGGGUGCUAGAGAGCCCCAUGUUAACUCCUGCUGUGUCCCAUUCGAAGCACAUGGUGUCCUCGGACAUGGGUGGCCAUGGUAUCGAUGUCAGUGAAGCAGGUCUACCAGACCAGACUCUGCCGGUGUUUGUGGAGAGUACUCAGGUCCUGCCCCAGGACUGCAGCGGUCAUGAGCUCCAGGCAAACACGACUCUGGUGCAAGCAGUCAUGGAGGAUUGUUUAUCUGUGCAGGAUGUCACGGAGGAAAAUGAUAAAGAGAGGAGCAGUGGUUCAUCCACAACUGAAGCUGAAAUUAAAAAGCUAGGGGCAGACGCAUUAGUGCCAUCACCGUCUGAUGAAGGUAGUAGUGGAACCCCACAAAGCAAACCAGACAUGCACAAGAGACCUUGCGAACCCUUUUUUCCUGUUCUUAGCAAACACGGAUCAAAUAUUCUUCAGUGGCCAUCAGAAAUGUUAAUUUACACAAGUACACACCCAUCCAUUUCUUAUAGCUGUAAUCCUUUAUAUUUUGAUUUCAAGUUAUCAAGAGCAAGUGGCAGCCAUGAAAAGCCCAAGCAUCAGCCAAACAUACCUCAUUUGAACCAUAAAACUGAAUCCAACCAUAGCUUAGUUUCGGAUUUUACAAAUAAACCUACUUCAGAGUGUAGUGAUUAUGAAACUGAAAUGAAUAAAAAUGCAUGCAACUAUACAAUACCCCUUAAAAGUGAUAUUUCCCUCAUCAGAAAUUGUGAUCUUGCAAAAAAUCAAACUAAAGUGUCCUUGGAUGAGUCAUUCAGGAUUAGAAAAAUAGAAAAGUAUCAUAUUUCUAAAAAUCACUUACGACAAAACACUGUGAUAGAUGAGAAAUAUAACAAAGUUUGGAUCAAAGAAGGCCAUGAGAAAUGGCUUCACAGAAGUAGAAAACGGAAAAGGAGAAAAAAAUUAUGCCGUUGUCAUUGCCAUCACUGUGGGGAAACCACAGGGGCAGAAAUGGAGAUGUCGUCAGUGACUGAAAAAGAAAUUAGUUACAGAGAUGAAACUAAGUAUCAGCAACUCCUAAAUAUUCCAGAGAAGAGCAGACAUGAUGCGGGGAAUAUCUGCCUAGAUCCAGAUGAGAUACAGCAGUCACAUCAAAAAGCUGGCAUUGAAAACAGUCUUAAGAGAGCCAUGUCUGUGCCAGAUCACCUGAAUGGGGACAGAGGCUGGUGUGAUGUGUGGAGUGCAAAAAACAGCGGCCAACACCGUGUUUGUAAACGACCACGCAGAAAGAAGAGCAAAGCAAAUUCUCAGAGACAGGCAAAGCAGCUGGCUCCACAUUCCAGGAGGCACAGCUUAAGGUACUCCGAAACAUGUUGUAGCUGGAGAAUCAGAAGGUCAAGCUGUAGCCCAGAGCAUAGAUGUUUAGGACACUGCAGGGAGGAGAAGAGUCCAAGUCAAAACCAGUCUAUAAAGAGAGGUUACAACGUUUUGACAGAGGAACCUGAAAAAUCCCGCCGCAAGAGGAGGCAGCAUACCUAUUCCUCUUCAUCAGACGAAAGCUCCUACGGACAAAUGUUAUCAGCGGAGGAACAUCUAAGGCAAGCACGUACCUUAGGUACACAUCACAAAGCAAAAGGGAAACACAGGAGAAGGAAAACUAAAAUCCGUCACGUAUUCCUUGACAGGAACUCAAGUGAGACCUCCAAACCUUUCAAAGAAAAUUCUCCAAAUUCUACAAUAAGUAUUUUAGGGGAUUUCCUGCCUCGAGACAGUCUAGAGGAAAUUAAUGUGGAUCUCAAAGCUGAUAGUGCAAAAGAUACAGAUGAAACAAUGCAGCUGGAGGAAAGCAUGUCAUCUCUAGAAACCAAUAGUUCGCACGUGCUGGAAAAUGACAAAGUGACAACGUGUGCUGCAAUGGAAAGCGCUCCCGGUACAUUUUCUGACAUCAUCGCAGAUUCUACUGCUUCUGCUCCUGAGCACAGUGCUCCAGCAGCUGCCAGCAUGCAGAAAGUUCUACAAGAUGAAAAGAAAAGAGAAAAUGUCAACAGCCCUGAAAAUCAAGCUCAUUACAAAGUUCCCCUCUCCAGCAGACAUUUGGAACAAGCUCUUCCUAAAUCCUAUCUUUGCCAUUAUGAAUUUGCCGAGUCUCUACCGCAGGAGAAAAUAAACGAGGUGACCGGUGAAUGGGUACAGUGUAGUCCUGGCUCAUUCAGCAGCCCACCACCCUUGCCGUUCAAAGAAGCACACGUAAACAGUCAUACCUUUUUAACUGCUGAGCAGUUAAUAGCCCCCUUCACCCUACCUGAUCAGACAUUGAUACUUCCUCCAGAUAACCAUGAAAAAUUCAAAGAUCUCCCAUCUGAGACAUAUCACCAGAUCAUGCCACAAAAUGUGCUGGCCAGCAAAGUCAAGUUCACCUUCCCUCCUCCGGCGCUCCAGCCCCUGAAUUCCCCGCUGCAGCCCUACCCCUUGCAGCCGCCGCUGCGUUCUACCUCCGUGACCACCAUCCAUCACACCGUCCUCCAGCAGCACGCUGCCACCGGCACCUUGAAGGUCCUCCAGCCCCACCACCAGUUCCUCUCGCAGGUCCCGGCUCUUUCCAGAGCUCCUUUACCUCAUCUACCAGUCGGACCGCGACUCUGCCCGGGGAGCCACGCGCCUUUCGUCCCCCCACCGCAUUUACCGCUGCUGCCACCCUCGAUCCUGCACCCCACCCAGCUGGCCUUCCCCCCGCUGCCCCAUGCCGUCUUCCCGUCCCUGCUGUCCCCACACCCAGCAAUCAUCCCCCUGCAGCCCCUCUUUUAG